UCGGAGGGCGGUGAGUAGCAUCACCAUGGCGGCGGAGUACAAGUCGAAGGCGCUAACCCGCAGGCCUGUGCUGCUCAGCAAGAUCGAGGGCUCUCAGGAUGUAGUGAACAUGGCAGCCAUCAUCCCCAAGGAAGAUGGGGUUAUCAGCGUCAGUGAGGACAGAACAAUUCGAGUGUGGAUAAAGAGAGACAGUGGUCAAUAUUGGCCGAGCGUUUACCACUCAAUGUCAUCUUCGUGUUCGUGCAUGUCCUUCAAUCCAGAAACAAGGAGGCUGUCUGUAGGUCUGGACAAUGGUACUAUUUCUGAAUUUAUUUUGUCGGAGGAUUACAACAAAAUGACUUCUGUAAAGAGCUACUUAGCUCAUCAGAACAGAGUGACAAUGGUCCUAUUUAUCUUGGAAAUGGAAUGGGUGCUGAGUACAGGACAGGACAAGAGCUUCACAUGGCAUUGUUCAGAGAGUGGCCAAAAGUUAGGUAGCCACAAAACCUCUGCUUCAGCCUCAUGUCUGCAAUUCGACAUUGAAACACGACAUGCUUUUGUGGGGGAUUAUUCUGGUCAGGUGACAAUAUUGAAGCUUGAACAAGACAAUUGUUCUGUAGUUACAACAUUUAAAGGACACAGUGGUAGCAUUACUGCACUUUGUUGGGACCCAGUUCAACGAACACUAUUCUCAGGCAGUUCUGAUCAUUCCAUUAUUAUGUGGGAUAUCGGAGGAAGAAAGGGAACAGCUAUCGAGUUGCAAGGCCACAAUGACAAAGUUCAGUCCCUUUGUUACGCUCUUCAUACUCGGCAGCUAAUCUCUUGUGGUGCAGAUGGUGGGAUAGUUGUGUGGAACAUGGAUGUAAAAAGACAAGAGACUCCUGAUUGGUUGGAUAGUGAUUCCUGCCAGAAGUGUGACCAACCUUUCUUCUGGAACUUCAAACAAAUGUGGGACAGUAAGAAAAUUGGUCUGAGACAGCACCACUGCAGAAAGUGUGGGAAAGCUCUGUGUGGGAAGUGUAGCUCCAAACGUUCCUCCAUCCCACUAAUGGGAUUUGAGUUUGAAGUGAGGGUCUGUGACAGCUGCUGUGAAUCCAUCACAGAUGAGGAUCGAGCACCCACAGCCACUUUCCACGACAGUAAGCAUUCUGUGGUCCACAUGGCAUUUGAUGUAACGAGAGGCUGGUUGUUAACUUCGGGAAAUGACCGGAUUAUCAAGCUUUGGGAUAUGACUCCUGUGGUAUCGUGACCUGCUUUCGCUGAUGAUCAGAAAGGAUUCUGUCCAUGAGCUAGUCUACACAUGGAAGAUUAGUCAGCAAUGCUAAUACAGUUAUGGCUUCGACAGGGAAUGCACAGGAAUUUAACUUUUUCCAAAGCAACCUUCCAAAUCCUGAUCAGUAUCUGCUAAAGUUUAAAAGUUGCACAAUGAUUCUGGUAAAUCUUGGUUGUGAGAAUUGAAGUACAGUUUUCAAGAGGGUCUUUUGUACAAUUAGUGUUUGUAUGAUUUUCGGUAAUUUUUUGAUAGACCUAAAUGAUUUUUGUUUAUUUUUAAAUGUUGUGGUGAUAAGUUUUUGUCUGUUCAUGUUUUUCUGUUGCUUGCCAAUGAAUGAAUAAGUGUCAUGCUUGAGAGGUGCCCAGUUUUGUUUUGGUAAUGUACUUCGCGAUAGUACAUAGUUGUCUGUUUCGUGUCAAGAAAUCACGGACUGCUAAUACAGAUUUUUCCAAAGCAGCAGAAAGGAAAAACUAACAUUGGGAUUGCAGCGAAGGGAAAGAUAUAAACCUCAUUGUCUAACAGUCCUCUAUCUACGUCAAAGUGAAAUUAGGUCAAACAUUCCAUGCUUUCUAGUGAUUUAACCCAUGACUGUAGAAGUGAGGUUUAAGAAAACCCGGUGUUUUCUAGAAGUUGAGAUGUAAAUAAUUAGAAGGUAUAACCACAAACUCUAGACAUGUUUAAUGCAACCUGUGAUAGUAGGAUGAACAGUAGUAAAAUAAACAUCAGUGCAAUAGAUAUAAGCAAGAUUAUAAAGAUUAACUCAAUCUGCUGUUGAGACGGUGGAGAAGGGAAUUUUGAUACUUAACUAAAAAUCUAUUCUUUUGCUCUAACUUCAUACUCCUUAUUAUAUGUUUAUGCCAUUGCUGUCCCAUUAUGUUGCUUGAAAGGGCAAGGUGAGAAUUGAGAAGGGUAAUGUGCCUUUCAUUUUUACUUUAAAGUCUGAUCUUUGAUUUCUGGACUGAUAUGCUUCCUUUAUGUCUUUGCAGCCAUUUUUAGACACUGCAGUAUAGUGGCACAUCUUUUGAAUCCUGUUUAGAUCAACGUUGAGUAUUACAAUCUGUUGAUGCAUCCAGUGAUCCAAUUAAACUCUCAUCUAACAAAUUGAAAUGUAAUAGUUGACUUUGACUUUGUGGGACUAAAGUCUCCAAUCACCAAGUUGUAGAAACAUGGGAAGCUGCUCAGCUGAUUACACUACUUACUGUUUGCUCCACAUUGGAGUGCUCUACUCUAUUCCCAAUCCUUUUCUUGCAACUGUCACUCAGUUCCUGUGCAAUUUGCUGAGGCUAGUUUCACUUUUAAUUGUCCAAUGUUGAUCGUGCAUACUCUUUAAAAGACUAAACCACCUAUCUGACUUUUGCAGCAAAUGAUAAAAACUGGGGUUUGGGAUGCUCAAAGGCUUGUUGGGGUUAAUGGUUAGUGAUGGUGUUGGGUGCAACAAACCUCAAACUGGAGAAUAAAAGCUUGUCAUUUGCAUGUUGCCUUUACUACCCUCAAUUCUUCAAUCCACAGAAUUAUUUUGAAGUGUAAAUAGCAACAGUGAUAGUUAAUCCAGGAAUUUAGACUGUUACAUUUUAAUGGUAUGUAAAAGGAACACAAGUAUCUAAAGUUGGGCUAAGCUAAUCGCAUUGCAGUCAUUUUUUAUUACAACUUUUUUUGCCUUCAGAAAACAAAUCAUGUCUUUGCUUGGUCCUCAUAGGUUGUCUACUGCACACAUUUUAACUGAAACUUUUUUUGCCGUAUGCUUACAAUUAGCAUUCAUUCCACCUGUCCUGACGAAGGGUCUCGGCCUGAAACGUCGACUGUACCUCUUCCUAGAGAUGCUGCCUGGCCUGCUGCGUUCACCAGUGACUUUGAUGUGUGUUGCCAUUCCACCUGUGGUACUUUUGUUUUGCAUUUUAAUAGAAGGAACAAAGAUACUACGAAGCACAACUUAAAACCUGCAAUGGAUAUUUUAACACAAUGAAGUACAAAUUUGAUAUAGGAACUGGAGUAAAUUCUUCCAUAUCCUUUAAUUCCCUUGCCUUAGAAAUUUGUUUUAAGUCUUGAAAGUUCUGUUGUUUGCUGCAUUUGUUUACUCUUGAGGGGUUGUGGGGUGAUGAGAGGAGAAUUCCAGAUUUGGUUUGUGUUGUGUGGAGACCUAUGAGGCUUGGCUCGAAUCUAAGGAUCCCGAUUCUUUCUCUAUAUCCCUGCUCCAGAGAAAAUAUUUGUGAACUGUCAAACUUAUUGAAAAUUUAGAUCAUUCCAAUAGCUUCUAUAUUCCACUUGUGGGGCUUUUUACACAUAUUCCCUUAACAACAUGGUAACUUUAUUUACUUGUGAGUACAAUCAUCCAAUGGUUGUGUUUUGUCUUCCAAGUGGAAAAUAAAUUGGUUCUUCCUAUGCAGCCUAUGUAUCUUUGAUUCUCAUAAUUGAUCCAAAGAGUUGAAACUACAGUCAAUGUCUGCCCUAUCUCGAUUACUCAACUAAGUGAGAGUUAAGCCCCCAGAUGAAGGCAUAGUGGUUUAUUCUGAGGUUAAUUUUUUUUUCCAUAUUUCAUAGUAUUCCAGUAUUUCAGAUUUACCAAUCAAAAUAGUUGAGGCAAUGUUUGUACCAGUUUAUUAGGAAAUCUUUAAUCCACUGCUUUCUCCCCUUCUGUUUGUGACAAUUUUCAAAAUCCAUUCACUUUUAAAACUGUUUUUGCCUCAAAGUAUCCCAUACUCUAAUGUAUACCCCCAUCAAUUUAAAUCAACCCAGUCAGUGCUUGGAAAAAUUAAGUGAUUUUAAAAUCAAUCAUCAAUGUUCUAGGAGGCAAUUUAGUGAUACAAUGUCAUUGUUUGCUGUGUACAAUAGGCUAAUGGCUCUGAACGUUGUUCCUGCAGACUACUAUGUUGCCUGGAAACUUUUCCACUGUAAUUUGUUCCCUCUCUUCACUACCUUUUCACCUGCCCCCUCCCAAAAGAAAAGUGUAGUGCAUGUUUUAAACCGAUCUUUGCUAGACAAUGGAAAACUGUCCCAUUUUGGUCAACAGUAGUUAAGUUUUACUAAAGCAAAGGGGAUAAAUUGAGAAAGUUAUUGGUUAAGAUAAAAAGGUAGGUGCCAGUUGGUGAUCUUUUGGCUGAUCUUUAACCUCAGUGUUAUAAACCUGUGUCCUUUCAUUGCCCAAUGAGCCAUUGAUUUCUGAGCUGACUGCACUCAGUGGUUGAGCCUGCAGAGCCCCUUUCCCCAAAACAAUUCUGAAGGUUGGCUCCUUUCCGUGUGAAGAAGUUUGUUCUCACCUUCUAAAUGAUUGACCACCUAUUUUGAGCCUGUGACUCCUGGUUCUAGCCACACCAGUCAAACCAUCAUCCAUGCAUUUCCUCUCUGAAUCCCCAAAAUAAUUUCAUUUGUUUUAAUGAGAUUGUUUUCAUCCAUUGAAAUUCUAAAGAGCGUACACCCUUUGUGCACUUUGUAUAUUUUUCUUAGAAAUCAGAAUGGUACGCAAUUAUUUCAGGAGUAGUCUCACCUGGGCCCUAUUGCAGUAAGUUGUCUUUGCUCAAAAUGAUAGGUUCUUGAUUGGUAAAUGGGUUAAGGGUUACAAGCAGAAGGAGGCUGGGGAAAAAGAAACAUGACUAAAUGGUGAAGCAGCCUUGAUGGACCAGUAGCCUAAUCCUAUAUUUUAUGGUGGAAACACUCUUGUAAUGGAGGCCACUGUUGUGCUUGCCCUUGUCAUUGGUUGUUCUAUCUCUGAAAAAUUUCCAUUCAAACUGUAAUACAAUAACACUUGUGAAUUUUGGGAUGUACUGCUUCAGGUAUUGUGUUGUGAAGAUGGGGCACAACACUGAAACUCUUAUGGUUAGUGCUGUUCUGGAAGUUCUAUUUGUGUAUGAAUAUUUUCCCAAAAUUUUUGUUUUUACACUUGUCCCUAAUAUUUCUGAGAACUUUGUAUAAAUUUGGCUUGACUAGAAAUCUGUAUCGGCAACAACUGCUGAGGCCCAGAAGCCAACUGGGCAGGACUGAACUUACUUUUGAUAAAGUAACUGAUCCAUUAAUUUGCAGUUAUUAAAUUUUAAGGCUAACUUCUCCAAAUUUAGUUUUAUUAUUAGAAUUGGCUAAGAAUGGUUUCUAGAAGUAUAGUGAGGUUCAGGAUAAGGCCCCUGAGGAACAAGUCAAAAGUCCCAGGAAACAAUUGAAUGAAAAUAGUAACAGCUGUAUCAAUUAUAUUGCAAAAAAGCUUUCAUCAUCUCAUCGAUUUGGUACUUUCAAAAAGUUUUCUGAUUUUUGAUGUGGUCUCUAGAUGGAUUUUUAUUGGAACUUGUGAUACUUCAAAGUAAUGCCCCUUCCCCUCCCACCAGUGGGAGUGCUUCAUUAGCUGCCAGAGGUGAUAGCUGGUCAGCCUUGGAUAAAAUUUGGUGUUCCAGGACCUCAAUCAAUUAUUUACAGUACUCCUGAGGGAGAAAGUUUCAAAGCGGUUUUUGUCAUGUAGGCAUUGUGCAAUUUUGAGAGUAGUUUAUUGUGAGUUCACUCUUGAUGGAAUGAGAAAAUGUUAAAUUAAGCAAUAUUCUAUAGCAACCAAUUUGAUUGCUGCAGACUCAAUUUUAUUUGCAUUUUUUACCUGAUACUUCAUAACUGUAUCCAGCCAAUUAUAUUUCACUUCGUAGUGUCACUCUGAGAGCCUACUCUAUUCUUUGCAUUAGAACAGCUCAAUUUUGUAUUCCUCAGCCAAGAGAAUCACAGAUCAGUGGAAAUUGACCAGUUCCAAUUUUAUUAGAAGCGAUUAAUGCCUAUGUUGUUCAGGAAAAAUCAACUAGGCCCCACUGAGAAGAACCAGCAGUUUUUGUCUUAUUGACAGCUGCUUUCAAUGGAAUUUAGUCCACUUGGAAGCCACUUGGCAAUCUAAAAAUUUUAAGUACUGUGAUUUUAUUUUUAAAUGUGACCAAAUCUUACUGCAAAGUGGUAUUUCCUUAGGGUGGAGGAACGUCACAUUUGUGGGUGAAGUGUAUGGAACAUUGUACCAGUAUGAACUUAAAUGAUGCUGCAACUAAUGCUUCAAAACCAAUUCUGCUCUAAAGUAGGGCGACUCCUCCUCCUGGUAAAAUGCCGAUAAAUCAUUGCAAAGCGAUUUUACUCCCAGGUUGAUUUCACUAUUAAUGCUUCAUUUCGUUUCAACACUUAUGACUUGUUAAAUAUUUAAAUUGUUACUAUAUUUAUGUAUUGACAAUUCUAAAUAAAACUCUUUUAGAGGUGUUUGUAAGAGCAUUGUCUCAUUGUUGCAGAUGGUUCCCCUCUGACAGUUGUGUAUCAUCUUUCACUUUGAUUGAUCUCCAGUUGAUUCAUAAGCAUGGAAACAGACACUCUAGCCCACCAGAUUUGUGCUGAUUGUCACACACUAUUUACACUAAUCCCACUUAUUCUCCCCUCUUUUUUCCUUCUGUUUCUCCUGCUUCUGCAAAGCUCCACCUCUUCUGACCAGCUUUGAGCACUGCUAUUUUUGGAUCUUGGUAGUGGCUUCUCUU
Messenger RNA from Mobula hypostoma (lesser devil ray), 6723 nucleotides. RefSeq names its product WD repeat and FYVE domain containing 2 (gene wdfy2). The transcript is spliced from 12 exons. The coding region runs from base 26 to 1228 and encodes 400 amino acids. NCBI's taxonomy places the organism in Eukaryota, Metazoa, Chordata, Chondrichthyes, Myliobatiformes, Myliobatidae. The record is from RefSeq and is a predicted model, not a curated record. Gene Ontology annotation, biological process: positive regulation of fat cell differentiation; positive regulation of protein phosphorylation. Gene Ontology annotation, cellular component: early endosome. Gene Ontology annotation, molecular function: protein binding; metal ion binding.